AUGGAAUUUGCAAAACCAUCUGAACCACACAGAGAUCGUUUGUCGUACUUUGACAUGUCUCCUUUGGGGAAGCAGUGUGAUGCCACCGAUGUCGAAUUGAUAGCACAUGAGAAGAUCACACAACAAGACUUCGACCAGAUCUGGAGAUGGAACAGAGUCGCUGUACAACCAAUUGAACGUUGCGUGCAUGAGAUAUUCGAAGAAAGGGCACAAGAGCAGCCUAACGCAUUAGCUAUCUGUUCCUGGGAUGGGGAGAUCCUGUACGGUGAACUGAACCAGUUUGCUACGAGAUUAGCGAUUUGGCUCAAGAUCCACAGGGUUGGAUCUGGCGUGCUGGUGCCUCUGCUCUUUCACAAAUCGAUGUGGACGACGGUUGCCAUGCUCGGGGUGCUCAAGGCUGGAGGGGGGUUCGUGCUACUUGACCCUUCGCUGCCAGAACAUCGUCUGCAGGGCAUUGUUCAACAAGUCAAAGCAGACCUAAUUCUGUCUUCUGUCUCCAAUACAGGCCUGGGCUCACGAUUGGCUCGGGAUGUGAUGACUGUAGAUCGGGAUGUCUUAAUGAGACUCAACGAUCAAGGGAGCGGACAGCUCCCCUCUGUUUCCUGUUCCUCGGUCAUGUGCCUGAACUUCACUUCCGGCAGCACGGGGACUCCGAAAGGGGCUCUUCUGACCCAUCGCAACUACGCAUCGGCCCUAUACCAUCAGGCAAAAUGUCUUGGGUUCACAACCGAGUCCAGAAUCUACGACUUUUCCUCGUAUAGCUUUGAUGCAUCAGUUGGCCAAACGUUUACGGCUCUCGCAGCAGGUGCCUGCUUAUGUGUACCGAGGGAACAAGAUCGGGAGAACAACUUGGCCCAAAGCAUAACAUCUCUGCGCGCAAAUGUUGUUGCCCUGACACCCUCCGUUGCCCGACUGCUGCACCCGAAUGAUACGCCUACACUUCAGUCACUGCUCUUCAUUGGUGAGCGCCUUUGUUCAAAAGAUAUUGAACGCUGGUGGGGCAAAGUACGAGUUCUGAACAUAUAUGGACCAUCGGAGUGUACCCCAUACAGCGUCAUAAAAAGCCAUGCGUCUUGUCCACAAGAAGCUACUCGAAUCGGCACUGGCGUUGGAGUCGUUACAUGGGUCGUUCAGCCAGAAAACCAUGAUCAUCUGCUUCCGAUCGGUGAGACCGGGGAGCUCCUUCUAGAAGGGCCGCUUGUUGGCGAAGGGUACUUGAAUGAGCCCGAAAAGACAGCAAUGGCAUUUAUUCACUCGCCAACGUGGCUAAAGCAAGGAGCUCCAGGGAUUCCAGGAAGAUGUGGAACAUCGCUAUACAAAACUGGAGACCUUGUUCAUUAUAAUGAGGAUGGAACCCUGACAUAUGUUGGUCGCAAGGAUACACAAGUCAAGAUCCAUGGACAACGAGCGGAGCUUGCGGAGAUUGAACACUACUUGCAUGAGCAUAUCCCUGGAGCAAAGCAGAUCGUGGCUGAAAAUAUCAUGUCGGAAGGAGAGAGUUCGGGCCCGGUUUUAGCUGCUUUCGUUCAAAGAUUCGAGAUUUGGAGGGAGGCGGGGGAACUGGAACCGGUCCGCGUGGUAAAGAUGCUUGAUAUCCCCGAUAAAGUCAAAGACAAACUAUACCAGUAUCUGCCAGGUUAUAUGGUACCCACCAUAUUCUUUUCUGUGAGGGAGUUUCCCUUGACAGUAACAACGAAGCUUGACCGAAGAAGACUGCGCGAAAUUGGCACUUCUUGUUUUCAGGAAUACAUGAAAAAACACUCUCAAGACGCGAAGCCGAGCCCGCAAUCAGGCGUCGGACUGGAGUUACAGAGAAUAUUGGGCCGGGCCUUGAGCAUUGACCCGGACUCAGUGGGACUUGAAGAUAAUUUCUUUCGACUAGGAGGGGACUCAAUCACAGCAAUGCGAGUCGUGUCUGAGGCUCAAAAGGCUGAAAUUCAGCUCACAGUUUCGGACAUUUUCCAGUGCCCUACACUUAGCAGCCUGAGCAGCCGGUGCCACAUUGUGGUUGAAAAAGCCCCGGAAAUCAUUCCUCCUUACAGUCUUUUUGACGACGGCCCCAACAAGGACUCACUUCUUCAAGAGAUUGGAGCUCAGUAUGAGCUGAAUCCUGCCGCAAUGGAGGACGCAUACCCGUGCACUCCUCUACAAGAAGGUUUCCUAUCGCUUUCAUCCAACCGUCAGGGAGAAUAUAUGAUACAGCUCACCCUGGAGCUACGGCCGACCAUCGAAAUCUCAGAUUUCUAUCAGGCGUGGGGGAACAUGACCCGCAAUGUGCCAAUCUUGCGUACCAGAAUUGUGUACCACAACAGCUUAGGCCACUUGCAGUUGGUACUGAACGAGGAAAUUCAAUGGGGCCAUGCAAAGGGACUCGACCGGUUUAUCCAAGAAGACCGCAAAAUCCCAAUGGAUCUGGGGAAGUCUCUUGCACGCUAUACCUUAGUUACGGAUACAUCAAGCAAACGUCGAUGGUUUGUGUGGACGCUGCACCACGCGGUGUACGAUGGGUGGUCAUUGCCGCUUAUGAUAGAUAUGGUGAAUCAAGCAUACCGAGGGAUCCCGAUAAAACCACCAAAAUGCGAGUUCAAAUCAUUCGUCAAGUAUAUUGGGGAGCAGGACAAUCAAAGGACGGAGGAAUACUGGCGCAAAACCUUUGCGGAUUGUGACUGCAUCCCGUUUCCGAGCCUUCCAUCCUAUGUGCCUUGUCCUGUAGCCGACAGUACGAUAAUGCAUCAAAUUCCAUGGCUCAGUACCCGGUCAGGCGAUGUGACAACCUCAACGCUUGUGCGUGCUGCCUGGGCUUUGUUAACUAGCUGCAUGACAAACUCGGACAAUGUCGUUUUCGGUGUUACUACAUCAGGACGCAGUGCACCUUUGCGCGGUAUCGACGAGAUCAUAGGCCCAACAAUUGCAACAGUCCCAUUUUACAUCAAGACAAUACGAUCCCAGCGAGCUUUGGACUAUCUCGCCGGUGUGCAGCAGCAAGCCACAGAAAUGACCCCUUUCGAGCAGUUUGGCUUACAUCGAAUUGCUAAAACAUCCCCCGAGGCUCAGCAAUCAUGCAUGUUUCAGACAUUGCUUAUGAUUCAACCAGGAGAAAGUGACCACGCUGAGGAUACGCUUGGGGAGUGGGAAGAAAAUCAUGAGCCCGAGUGGGUCAAUACAUUCGCACUGUCGCUUGAAGUGAAGAUUGGUAUGAAUAUGGUCAAUGCGAGAUUCGAUUCGAAGGUGAUCAAACCAUGGGUUGUUCAAACAUUGCUGCACGGUCUUGAAUUUGUAAUGAAGCAACUCGACAACGCAGGAUUUGAGCACACUAUAGCGGACAUCGAGUUUGUCACCCCCGAGAGCCUUGAACAAAUAUGGGAUUGGAAUCGUAUCGUUCCAACACCUGUAAAAACACGGGUCCACGAUAUGAUUGAGAAAUCAGUUCAGAACCAGCCGCUGGCAAUGGCUAUAUCUUCCUGGGAUGGUCAGCUCACAUACGGCGAGCUGGACCGACUGGCCACGGCAUUAGCGGACCAUCUUGUCAAAUUUGGGGUUGGUCCACAGCUACUAGGACCAGAUAUUCUUGUGCCACUUUGUUUUGAGAAGUCCAAGUGGGCAGUUGUAUCCAUGCUUGGUGUUCUCAAGGCAGGCGCGGGUUUCGUGCUGCUCGACCCUUCGCUUCCUGAGCCCCGACUAAAAUCGAUAGUCGGGACAGUGGGCGCCAAGUUGCUGCUAUCAUCCCAUGCCAACCUGGACUUGAGUACUAGGCUAUCGGAGAUGGUAGUUCAAAUUGGCCCUGAUCUAUCGCAUCUACCAGAUCCCGCCUCGUUCAAUGCUAUGAGUGCUGCGACACAAGCUCGGCCAUCCGCGAGGACAAUGUAUGCAGUUUUUACUUCCGGCAGCACCGGAGCGCCUAAGGGUGUUUUGGUGUCGCAUGAAAGUUUCUGCUCUGCGGUAGAACACCAAUUAAAGAUUUUGGGCUUCAACAGAGAGUCCCGGGUGUUGGAUUUCGCAUCCUAUGCUUUCGAUGCCGCGGUCCACAAUGCUAUGGCGACACUCGUCGCUGGAGGAUGUCUUUGCAUUCCCUCUGAGAAAGGCCGAAAAGAUAACAUUGGCAACAUCAUGGCCACCAUGCGGCCUACAAUUGCCAAUCUAACCCCAACAGUUGCACGUCUGCUAGAUCCAGGGGCAGUGCACGACCUGAAGAAAUUGAUUUUACUUGGCGAACCUGUGACCACCCGAGACGCUGAGCGAUGGCGGUCGUAUAAGGUCGACCUUGUCAAUGCCUAUGGACCUGCUGAGUGCACACCAAUCAGUACGAUCAAUGCACAUAUAUCAAACGCAGAGGAGGCCAGUCGAAUAGGCAAGGGCGUGGGCUUGGUAACUUGGAUUGUGAGUCCAGAGGACCAUAAUCAAUUGUUGCUACCAGGGUGUACUGGUGAAUUACUUCUUGAAGGCCCGCUUGUUGGUGAUGGGUAUAUGAGAAACCCAGAAAGGACUGCGGAAGUGUUUGUCGAGAGUCCUCGCUGGCUACUCAAAGGCUCACUUACCCAAUCUGGACGUCAUGGUCGCCUUUAUAAAACAGGUGAUCUGGUACAAUACAACGAAGAUGGAAGCUUGACUUUCAUGUGCCGCAAGGACACUCAAGUCAAGAUUAGAGGGCAGCGCUUUGAGCUUGAAGAAGUCGAACAUCAUAUUCUGGCCUGCUUGCCACCAGAACGAAGCUUGGUUGCAACCGAAAUUGUGCUUCCUGAGGGCGAGAGUCAUCUUAAACCGGUGUCGGUGGCCUUCAUCCAGGUCGGCCGGAAGGGCACAAAGAUUGAGGAGGAAACACCUUUUGCGUACAAACAGCACCCCAUGGCCACUGAUAUCAAGAAGAAACUGGCACUUCAAUUGCCAAGUUACAUGAUACCGACAGUGUUUUUUGCCGUGCCUGAUAUUCCGCUCACUGUGACGGGGAAGACGGACCGGAGACGACUUCGUCACAUGGGCCAGGAACUUCUCUCAGUUAAGGGAAAACAAGAGUAUUGCACCCCUGAACAGUCUUUUGCAAAUGAAACCAUUCGCGAUAGUCCGAUAUUAGAGACUGAGCAGCCAGCGCACAUAUUGGCUCAGAAGAUAUAUUCCAUGCGUCCUUCAUGGAGUCAGCACAAUCCCUCAUUCAGAACAGACGAAUCACAGAGCCAAAGAAUUGAGUUGAGCGAUAUCUUCCUGCACUCUUCUGGGCUUGACUCAGUCAACAUGAUGGAAUUGGCAUCAUUCAUUUCACAGAAGUUUCACGUUCAAGUCGGGAUGCAAUACUUGAUGGCCAAAGCAACCACCAUCAGAGAUCUGGCCCAAUAUGUAACCGAGGCGCAGGAUCAUAAAGGUCGCCCCAUCGGAGGAGUUUCAACUCAUGCCAAUCUCAUAACUGAGAUCAACCGACAUGACACUAGGGUGUUGACUGCCCAGCGAGAACUCGCCGGCCAUGAGAACAUCACUCACAAUAAUUCACUGAUGAACAAAGAUACGGAAUCUUCGACGGUGUUUUUGACCGGCGCCACCGGGUUUAUUGGUACCCAAAUCCUACGCCAACUUCUCGAAGACUGCCGUGUUAGUCGCGUUAUUUGCCUUGUACGGGGUGAAACGGAUGAUGCAGCCAGGCACCGCGCCAUCGAAAAGGCCGUACAAGCGCUAUGGUGGACCACUCAUCAUGCGGAGAAACUAGAGGUCUGGCGGGGAGACUUGUCACUGCCACAUCUGGGACUUGAUCCAACACGCUGGAAUGCUCUCUCUAGUGGUCAAGCGGUGAAUUCAAUCAUUCACAGCGGUGCCACGGUACACUGGACAAAGAAUUAUCAAGUCCUAGAUGCCGCAAAUGUCGGCUCAACUAUAGAGCUGGUACUGCUCACCUUGGGUCUCCCUUGCAUGAGAUUCCUUUAUAUCACAGGUGGGCGGCAAUGGGACCCUCACGAAGAGCUGGAUGUCGUGAAGGAACUUUCAGUGCCCGAUGCCAUCCCUUAUAGCCAGACCAAGUUUGUUGCUGAAGUUGUGGUGAGGCGCGCGGCACGACGUAGACUAUCGGGAAGCGACCGUCUCGCUGUUAUGAACCCUGGCUGGGUCAUCGGCACACCAACUGAAGGGUUCUCGAACGCCGAGGACUAUAUUUGGCGGCUGGUGGCAGCGUGCAUUAGAAUAGGGGCGUACAACGUUACCGAGGCGGAUGGAUGGCUUUCCAUAACUGACGUUACAACUACGGCGACGGCGGUUAUUGAUGCAGCAUCGAGCACAGAGAUGAAAUCGGAUUACGAGAAGCAUACCACGGACGGCAUGACGUGGAGGGAAUUUUGGACAAUCAUAGCGGAUUUAGGCUACAGACUGAAGGCCAAGAGCGAGGCAGAAUGGCUAAGUCUGGUGCGUGCCGAUAUUGAUACAACACGGAACAAGCAUCCCCUGUGGCCACUAGCACAUCUGGUGGAGACCUUGCAGAACGAUGAGCGAGUGGCGGGCAGUUCGCUGGAGAAGCGAGGUAUCACCCCAUUGCAAUUGAGAACGGCUGUGAGCAGGAGUGCCAAGUAUCUCAUCAGCGUCGGACUUCUGCCCAGACCUGCAGAAAAGCGCGAAAUGGCAGCUAUAUAG
This is a messenger RNA of Penicillium paradoxum, 6603 nucleotides long. RefSeq lists its product as uncharacterized. Gene Ontology annotation, molecular function: catalytic activity; phosphopantetheine binding. Gene Ontology annotation, cellular component: cytoplasm. Gene Ontology annotation, biological process: secondary metabolite biosynthetic process; amino acid activation for nonribosomal peptide biosynthetic process. Lineage: Eukaryota; Fungi; Ascomycota; Eurotiomycetes; Eurotiales; Aspergillaceae. The transcript has a single exon. The record is from RefSeq and is a predicted model, not a curated record. Bases 1 to 6603 code for a protein of 2200 amino acids.